UGCAUCCAUCGUGUGUCGAGGAAGAGCACCGAAGCUCGAGUUGCCGCCAUGACCAAACGGUUUAUUUUUUUCUGGGUCAAUGGGGAUUGCUCGAGGUGGGUUAGAACUCUGAGGCGUGAGCGCAGUCUAGGAUUAUAGGGUUUCGCAGGUUUUACUACUUUGCUAGUGUUAGUAGGGAGCGAAACCCUAGUAGGUAUGGAUCAUGGGAUGGGGGAUCGGCGGGGGAAGAGCGAUGAGGAGAAUUUAAAAGAGAGGGGGGACUCGGAAGCGGAAUAUCGAGAUGGCGGAAUGGAAGAAGAGGAGGAGGAGGCGGUGGAUGAUGAGGCUAGCAUGAACUUGAUCAAAACCAUGACGGAGAAGCUGGUGAACGAAACUGUUCAAGUGCGGGUACACGACAUUGUGAUCAUAGGGAAUUCCAAGACGAAGGGUAGUGUGAUUGAGGCUUAUCUGACGGACCUCCGGGACGUUAGUACCAUGCAGGAUCUACUCCAGAAAUCUGCUCAUGCGAAUUCUCGCUUGCGGGCCCUUGGCAUUUUUGAUAGUUGCGUGAUUACAUUGGAUGCCGGACCUGAAGAGCUUCCUGGCACGGCUAACGUGAUUGUCGAAGUAGAAGAAGCGAAACGGCCUUUUUCUGGUGAUCUUGGUGUGUUCUCUAAACCCGAGACCAAAGCUUGGACUCUGGAAGGACUCGUCAAGUACAAAAAUCUGUCUGGCUUUGCUGAAACUAUUGAUGCUACAGGUUGCUAUGGCCUGGACACAACUUCAGAACUCAGUGCAGGCGUCACUUAUCCCAGGUUUAAAGGGUUGCCGGCCUCUUUAGUAACCCGGCUCACCCUCCUUACACAAGAUUGGAAACGUUACUCGUCCUACAGAGAACGUCUGACAGGGUUCUCUGUAGGCUUGGUAGGUGAUGACCAGCACGACAUAUCCUACAAUCUUACCUGGCGUGACCUCAAGGAUCCCUCACGUUGUGCCUCUAAAUCGGUUAGGCGACAGCUCGGUCAUAGCCUUCUUUCAGCAGUUAAAUACACCUACAAGAUUGAUGACAGAGACUCCGUAUUUCGACCACGGCGGGGUAUUGCUUUCGUCUCAACCACGCAGAUUGCAGGGUUGGGACCAGAUAGCAAGCUCCUACGUUUUGCACGCCAGGAAGUUGAGUUGAGAUUUGCAAUCCCAUUAGGAUUUGCAAAUGCAGCUAUAAAUUUAGGAGUGGCUGGAGGAGUCAUAUUGCCGUGGGGACCAGGCUACAAAACGAAAGCAACCCCCAUAAGUGAUCGAUUUUAUAUGGGAGGUCAUUCGUCACUUCUUGGUGAAUUAAAGGGUCCAUCUGCUCUUCUGGGCUUUCGCACUAGAGGUGUUGGUCCUAGUGAGCUUCGUAGAUCCCUAACUUCCCCAACAAACAAAGGAGAAGGAGAAGUGGAUACACGUCCCAAGAGGGACACAUUAGGCGGUGACUUAGCAGUUUCUGGUUUUGCUGAUUUUUCAUUUGAUUUGCCGAUGCGAUUCUUGAAUCAGUAUGGAAUACAUGCCCACACUUUUGCUUGCGCUGGCAACCUGGUUCCUCUGACAGGGGAAAAUAUCCCCCAGUGGUCUCCGAGGAACUUCCUUUCUGGAUUCCGCGUCUCGUCGGGAGCUGGAAUUGUGAUUCCGACUAAAUUGUUUCGCCUUGAGGUUAAUUACUGCUACUUAUUGCGGCACCAGGAAAAUGACCGUGUCAAGCGAGGUGUGCAAAUCAGCUUGAGCUCACCGCAAUGACUUGGCCAAUAUUCCAGCCAUAUGAAUACGGGAGUUGGGAGUUACUGAUAAGUUGAGAAGUUUUCAAACAAUUUUUGCCGCAUUUCUCAUUGUUGGGUGUCGCUUCAACGUGUCAUGAUGGCUUGAAUUACCCAUCUUGAUAUAGAGGUUCGACGUCGAGUUUCUGACAUUCUGUUUUAGGUGCUUAAAAAUUAUUCUCAGGUUCAUAUGAGUUGUGUCUCAGGUUUUAUUGUAGGUUCAUGUGCAUCACACUAGUAUUGGUAUACUCUUACUUGGCUACAUUUCAUGAAUUAUGAAACUAUGAGGGGCUUGUCUGAUGUAUGAAUGAGCUUAUUCAUGUAGCUAAUAAGCUACAAAAAGUCAAGGUUGAGCUUUAUUUUUA
Physcomitrium patens is the source of this 2137-nucleotide messenger RNA. RefSeq lists its product as uncharacterized. The record is from RefSeq and is a predicted model, not a curated record. Gene Ontology annotation, cellular component: outer membrane. Lineage: Eukaryota; Viridiplantae; Streptophyta; Bryopsida; Funariales; Funariaceae.